GUUGGUUUUAGCAAAUGUGCCUUGAUUAAUUAAUGAAACAUGUUUUAUGAAUGUCCGUCCACAUACAAUUGAAAGUACACAAGUUGACAUGCCCCCUUCGCAUACAGCUCUUUCACUCCAGCUAAUUCCAGAACUUGCAGGAGUUGAAGUUGCAUCAAGAAGAAGCUUAAGGCCCACAGAAAAAGUGUUGGGUGGGAGGAGUGACCAAAUCACGCGGCGAGAAGUAGGAUAAGCGUUAGAGUAAGGGAAUCCAGUAGCUGAUACAAUCUGAGUAUUUAGAAAUUGUAACUAGUAAGAAGAAGUCGUCACGAUUUGAGGAGCUAAGGUUAAAGCCAAGAGAAUCAAACCUGUGUGAUAAAGCCAAUGAGAAACACAAGGAAACCAACAGUUGUAGCUGAAGAUGAUUUGCUAAUGAAAGAUGAUAGCACGAACGCUAGGCUAAUCUAGUAACACAAAGGAUAGAUAAGUUUUAAGUGAUAAUCCAGCAAAAAUCAAUGGAAAAUAAUUAAAAAAUGAUGGGGAUCUUUAAUUUUACCAUAGUAAACUGAAAAAGCAAGAAAAGUAAGAAGACAACGACGAAACUGUUUUUCAAAAAAAAAUCGAAUUGGAACAUCAUUCCAAAGAGGACUAAGAAGCGUGAGGAGACAAACGUAAGGAGUCCUUCCCAUGUGAGCCAUGAUAACCAAUAAGCUGUAUCAAAAACUCCCAUUAUUGUCAUUGCCUGACGAAGUUUUAGCUCUUUCUCGGUAACAAGAGAACCGAGCUGGAGAACAAAACCAAACAUGGAGAAGGCAAGAAAAAAGAUUGGUCCCAUUACUUUGAGUGCAGAGAUAACUUCAGCUAUAAUAGCUGGGCGUGCAAAUUCUUUAAAUCCAAAAUCCCAACCAAACUUUGGAUCUGAAAUAACAAAAGAAGACAUGUACGUUUAUGAAUAAAAAAAAGUCAAAAGAAGACAUGUACGUUUAUGAAUUUCCAACUAAAAAGUAAUGAAAAACUAACUGACGAAGACUUUUCAACUUAUUAGUACUAGUUAUGAGUUUUUCAACUUUCAAUAUGAGACUUUGUCUCUAAGCUCAAACAUUUCAAGAUGGUACCUCCCAUUAAAGACCUUGCAAUCUCACGCUCUGCAGCUAUUUGAAGAGGAACAAGGAACUUAAAGGUUGGAUCUUCAACACGACCACGUUUUUUCUCCGAUGAGGAAUUUGUCUGAACUCCAUAGCUGAUUAUUUUAGCAUUCCUUUCCACAAAAUGCAAAGCUCCUGGGACUUGCAAAGCAUGUGACAUAAACCAUGCAUCGACCUCCUCAGGCGCUUUGAACGAUUGAACCUGAGAAAAAAAAACAGGCACACACACAAGAGAAACAUUUCAGAACCUAUAUUAAGUUAAAACUAAAAAGAACCAAACAGAAUAAGAACCUAACCUUGUUGGUCGGAAUUGGUCUCCCCGGAUUGUUAGCCAUGAUUGCAGAGACGAUGUCAGUCACACGACGCCUAUUGUUACCACUCCAUACAAAGUCGUAGCAAGGAAGCUUCACGAAGAACUUAUCCUCACAAGGAAGAAUAGGCAGCGAAAACAGAAGCAUGGGAUCCGUGACGUUCUUGUAGGCACUUGAGGAUGCUUCGCUCGCCUUCAUAGCUUCCUCGAUACAGAUUAUGACAAGGAUGAAGAAGAAUGAUGAGAAGAGCUGAAGACAUGUAGAUCUCUUGUUCCUCCAUGAGAGUAGCAGGUUCUUCUUGAACAACGCCGUGAAAUGCUGAUACAGAAGCGAGGAAACACAUAUGGACAAAUGUAAGGCUCAUCUUAGUUCCACUCUUCCUCUGCUUAAUUAUCCAAGCGAUUCAACACGUGCUCGAUGCGCUGAUGAAGGGAGUCUCUGAUAUGACUGGUGAUUGUAAGAGUAACGCUGAAUUAUUUGGCGGUAUUUGUCCCAUCCCAAACCCUCCAAUGUUGCCUGCCAUGUUGCAGAUUCCACAACAUGAACUCCGUUCUGUUAAAAUCGAUUUUCUUCCCUACAAAGACCUUCCUGACAAGUCAUGUAGAGGAACAAUGGGAGGAUCUUGUCCUGUAACUAUACUUAUGACUGGUGACAAACAGCCCCUUGGUAAAGCUAUAUCCGCGAAUAUAUUUGCUACAUCUUUUGCGGUUAAUUCCUCCGACCUCUUGCCUACUUUAGCUAAUAAUAUCUUGGGUUCACCAAUAGCAGCAGAUAAAGACAAUUACGCAGAUCCAGGUCUUGCCCCAGGUCUCCCUAUCUACAGUAUCCAACCUCUGUGCAGUGCAAACUCUACAUGGCCACUCUCUCUCGAAAAAAUUCAGACAGAGGUGAAGUGUGUUCAAGGGUUGUGUCUCUGGAGAAAUAACUCUGCAUAUUUCAAUAAUGAGCUUUUCAAGGGUAGUUAUAGGGGAAACCCUGCUGGGAUUACAAAUGAGAUCGCUGCAGCAUAUGAUCUCAUGAGUACGGAUAAGAAAAACUUCAAUGUGACCAUCUGGUAUAACUCUACCUACAAGGACGAGUUUUCAACUGGGCCUGUUAAGCUGGUCCGAGUUCCCUGAUCUGUCAAUCUGGUACCAUGUUGAACUUUCAAGAGUCAAGUCAUGCAUCCACUUACAAUCAUGUUUCUCUCAUUGUAACAUAUGCCUCUGCAGAUAUCAAAUGCUUAUCUGAAGUUUCUGAAAGGCCCUGGGCUAAGGAUUAUUUGACUUUGUCAAAGAAGUUCCUAAACACGCAACUAGAUUGAAUACUGACAUUGCGUCUUUGCUUGGCCCACUUUUCUUCACUUGGGUUAUUCUUGUUUUGUUCCCCGUAAGUUCUCUCUUACAAAUCACUUGGAUGUUUUUUUUUUUAAUUUAUCCCAUUGUAUGUGAAAUGACAAGCUAUAAAUCAUGCAGGUGAUCUUGACAUCAUUGGUGUAUGAGAAACAAGAACGUCUAAGGAUUAUGAUGAAAAUGCACGGCCUAGGCGAUGGUCCAUAUUGGUUGAUUAUAUGCCUAUUUUCUAACCAUAUCCGUGUUGUACGUUGCUUCUUUGGUGAUAUUUGGGUCAGUGAUAGGACUCAAGCACUUUUGGCUCAAUUCAUAUACCAUCCAGUCCGUUUUCUAUUUUAUCUACUUAAAUCUUCAAAUAGCCAUUGGCUUUCUAGUUUCUUCAAUAUUCUCAAAGGUUAAGACUGUACAGGUGAUAUACCUUGGAUUUGACCCAUUUUUAUCCAUGGUAUAUAGGUAUUUUACUAUAUAUAUAUCUAUGUUUUCUAUUCUUCUAGGUAUGUUUUCAGGUUCAGGUGCAUUUCGUAGUAAAGCUAUGACUUUGGAGCAUUUUGGAGCUUAAAAGACAUUUUACCCGAGCUGACCACGUAGAGGUCGACGAGAGGAAGAAUAAUCGAUCGAUGCGCAUCAGUGCUGAGAUCGAUAUCAGGAAAUGCCUCGACAGAUGAAGAUUAAUAUCGAUCGAUGUACACAAGUACCAUCGAUCGAUGUCGAGACACCAGACGCGACAUUUUGGAUUCAGCAGACUUAAAAACCAAGGCCAAGACAAAUUACCAAAAUGCCCUGACGAGUUUUUAACCUAGUAGAAUAUAUACUGCCUAAGUGUUUUGACGGCAGAAGAACAGAGUUUUUUCUAGACAUAGUUUUGUUACAAGUUUCAUUUGGGAGAGAAGAUCACUUGUGAUUGGAACUCCUUGUUUCUAUUUCUUUUCAUCUAUUCUAUGAGUUUCUAUUUCUCUAUUGAUAUGAAUUGCUUUGCUAUGUCUGAGUAGUUCAACUGUUAGAUCCAGGGUUCAGAUAGGUUUGUGGGAUUAGCCCCAAACUAUAG
Messenger RNA from Brassica rapa (field mustard), 3811 nucleotides. Its product is annotated as ABC transporter A family member 12. The record is from RefSeq and is a predicted model, not a curated record. Lineage: Eukaryota; Viridiplantae; Streptophyta; Magnoliopsida; Brassicales; Brassicaceae.